AUGUCGAGCCUCCUCGUCUCCAACAACCACUUCGCCGCCCUCCGCUCUGCCGAGGGGCCGCAAACCACCUCUCCCAAGGCGACGGGCGUGUACAUUCCCGUUCACCGGCGCGGCGCGUCCGCGUCCUCCACCUCGCCGCUCCUCGACCACGGUUCCUCCUCCCCCGCGCGCUCGCCCAAGCAGCGCCGCCUGCGCUCCGUCUCUCCCGCGCCCGCUCACUAUUCCUCGCUGCGUGCUCGCGCCGCGCAUAUACCCGCACCCUCCCCGAUACCUGCUGGCUCCUACUCGCCCGCCGCGCUCCUCGCCCUCAUGCCCUCCGCGCGCCUCUCGCCCGAGCAGCACGCCCAAGUCGCGGCCCUCCUGCCCUUCAUGACCCGUCCCUCCGCCUCUCGGUCCCGCUCUUCACGCAGCGCCCGCGCCCAUUCCGAGCGCGCGCCCUCGCCCUCGCCUUCCACCGCCGAAUCCGUCGCGUCGUCGUCGUCGUCGUCGUCCGCGCCGACUCAGGCUCUGGCACCCCAGCCAGUCGUCACCACCGCCACCGUCGCGCCGCAGCCUCUUCCUCAGCAGAGGAAACCCGCGGACGCCCCGCGCCGCCGCCGCGCGGGCCGCAAGAACGUACGGGCGCCCGUCGCGCCCGCGGUCGUCACCACCGCGGAGCAGCGCCGCCGCGCGGGGUGGGGGUUCGCGCCCGCGGCGCACGGGGCGGACAGCUGGCGCGCGCACGCGCCGGUCGUGGUCGGGGUGUCGGCUUGA
Epithele typhae is the source of this 753-nucleotide messenger RNA. RefSeq lists its product as uncharacterized. The transcript is spliced from 2 exons. The record is from RefSeq and is a predicted model, not a curated record. Bases 1 to 753 code for a protein of 250 amino acids. Lineage: Eukaryota; Fungi; Basidiomycota; Agaricomycetes; Polyporales; Epitheliaceae.